AUGCUGCAGAUCUACAAGGACCUUGACCUGGCCAUCCCCAAGGAGGUCACGGUCUCCAUCAACUCCCGUGUCUUCACCGUCAAGGGACCCCGCGGCACGCUCACCAAGCACCUCAAGCACAUGAACCUCGAUGUGCGCCUGGUCAAGAGCCCCAGCGGUGACAAGGUCAAGUUCAUCAUCUGGCACGGAGGCCGCAAGCACCUCGCCUGCCUGCGCACUGGUGCCGCCACCGUCGCGAACAUGAUCAAGGGCGUCACGGUCGGCUUCCAGUACAAGAUGCGCGCCGUCUACGCGCAUUUCCCCAUCAACAUCAUCAUCGCCGGCGACAACCGCUCGUGCGAGAUCCGAAACUUCCUCGGCGAGAAGCGGGUCCGACACAUCCAGAUGCUCGACGGCGUCACCAUCUACGAGGACAAGGCGCAGAAGGACCAGGUCCUGGUCGAGGGCAACGACAUUGAGCUCGUCUCGCAGUCGGCCGCGCUCCUCCACGGCGCCUGCCUGGUCAAGGAGAAGGACAUCCGAAAGUUCCUCGACGGCAUCUACUGCACCGGCAAGGAGAGCAUCGUCAAGGCCGAGGAGUAA
Pseudozyma flocculosa PF-1 is the source of this 582-nucleotide messenger RNA. RefSeq lists its product as uncharacterized. The coding region runs from base 1 to 582 and encodes 193 amino acids. NCBI's taxonomy places the organism in Eukaryota, Fungi, Basidiomycota, Ustilaginomycetes, Ustilaginales, Ustilaginaceae. The transcript is spliced from 2 exons. Gene Ontology annotation, biological process: cytoplasmic translation. Gene Ontology annotation, cellular component: cytosolic large ribosomal subunit; ribosome. Gene Ontology annotation, molecular function: structural constituent of ribosome; rRNA binding. The record is from RefSeq and is a predicted model, not a curated record.